Molecule: messenger RNA, 4318 nt
Organism: Mizuhopecten yessoensis (Yesso scallop)
Lineage: Eukaryota; Metazoa; Mollusca; Bivalvia; Pectinida; Pectinidae
Product: dihydrolipoyllysine-residue succinyltransferase component of 2-oxoglutarate dehydrogenase complex, mitochondrial-like
Exons: 13
Coding region: 12-1427 (471 amino acids)
Biological process (GO): tricarboxylic acid cycle
Cellular component (GO): oxoglutarate dehydrogenase complex
Molecular function (GO): dihydrolipoyllysine-residue succinyltransferase activity
Source: RefSeq, a predicted model, not a curated record
CUCUUUUCAAUAUGGCUGCCAUGCUGGUGCAAGGGUCGAAGUGUUUACCAAGAUAUGUGUGUAGAUUGACACUAUUAAGAAACUCACCAUGGAAAAGGAAGAUCAAUAACUUUGCUAAAGAGAAGCAUCCUUUGAGUGGAUCCAGACGGGCAGCAUCAUUGAAACAGUGUGAAAACCUGAAACUAUUACAGAAUAUUUCGAAGCUUCAAGUUGGAUCCGGAGGUAGACGUAGUUUCCAUCAGUCCGCAGUAUUUUGUGAUGAGUUUAAGAUUGUCAACACACCUCAGUUUGCUGAGUCGGUGACAGAGGGAGAUGUCCGCUGGGAAAAGGCUGUGGGAGACUAUGUGAAAGAAGACGAAGUUGUCUGCGAGAUUGAGACAGAUAAGACAUCCAUCUCAGUGCCCAGUCCUGCAGCAGGCUAUGUGGAAGAGCUGUUUGUUCCAGAUGGAGAGAGGGUGGAGCCUGGUCAACAACUCUUCAAACUCAAACUCUCGGGUGAUGCUCCAGCUGGCGGUACAGAAAAAGUGGCAGAUGCCCCAGCCCCUACUGAAACAGCUGCACCUGCAUCAUCAGCACCUCCAGCUGCUGCAACAGGAAGUGGCCCUAUCCCCACCACGCCUCCACCAGUACAGCCUCUGCCAUCCGGACCCACUGCAUCUGUCCCUGUAGCGGCCAUUAAACCCACACCAGCCACUCCUCAGGGCGCCAGUGUACCUGCAGAAGGAGCCAGGACAGAAACCAGGGUGAAGAUGAACAGAAUGCGUCUGAGGAUUGCCGAGCGUCUGAAGGAGGCCCAGAACACAUGUGCUAUGUUAACAACUUUCAAUGAAAUAGACAUGAGCAACAUAAUGGACAUGAGAAGUUGCUACAAGGAUGCUUUCCAGAAGAAGUAUGGUUUGAAGCUCGGGUUCAUGUCGGCUUUUGUGAAAGCCUCAGCUUUUGCACUGGAAGACCAACCUGUGGUGAACGCAGUUAUAGACGAUAAAGAAAUAGUUUACAGAGACUACGUAGACAUUUCUGUGGCUGUGUCGACUCCAAAGGGCCUGGUGGUGCCAGUUUUACGGAAUGUAUCAAAUAUGAACUAUGCUGAUAUAGAAUUAGAAAUAGCUGCUUUAGGGGAAAAGGCUCGGGCUGGUGCCUUAGCAAUAGAAGACAUGGACGGAGGGACGUUCACCAUCAGUAACGGAGGAGUGUUUGGCUCGCUGUUUGGGACACCAAUCAUCAAUCCCCCACAGUCGGCCAUCUUGGGGAUGCAUCGGAUAGACCAGAAGGCUGUAGUCAUCAAUGGAAAGAUUGAGAUCCGACCAAUGAUGUAUGUAGCCCUUACUUAUGAUCAUCGACUUGUAGACGGAAGGGAGGCUGUGACAUUCUUACGAAAAAUUAAGUCGGCAAUAGAGGACCCCCGAGUGUUACUUCUCAACUUAUAGCACCACUGAACUGUAUAGAAACUUUCGUCAUUUUAAUGCAUUAGCUCAUGCUAUCCUUGAUCGGGAUAUUCCAACAAGUAUUUAUUUUGAGGUGAUGCUUAAGACCAUCGUUGCCAUGGACAUGUAAGAAACAACAUGUGUCACCAGAGCGUAUGAAACUGACUAUGAACUUAUAUGACACAAUAGAAACAAAGUUUUGUGAUAGUUUGUGAAAUCGAUAAUUUAUUCAAACAGUUCAGUAUGAACUUACAACUGCCAUCGUUUCUAUGUGUUUCUAAAUCCAUGUGAAUUAGGAAUGGUACACAGAUAUGGACUUCACCCCACCUAUUCCUUAUAUAACAUCAACUUACAGGUGUCUCAAGUCUAUGAUCAGUUUUGGAAUACAUUUUGUACCCGUAAGGCAGUUCAUCAGCUAUAAGGUUAAACUAGUUUAUCAGUAGAAAUUUGUUUGAUGGUAUGUGAUCCCUACUGUAUUUUUUUCUGUUUUAAGUAAUCUCAAACAAUCACUGAGAAAACAAACAAAAAAUAUAUCAGAAAAACAUACUGUAAAACGUAAAGUAUUUACCCGUCUUGUUUUGCCGUUUUCACAAUAAUGAACAAGAGGGCAAAUUAAGGGGUUGAAAUCUGUUUGUACGAUUCACGAAUAGUAAGUGAAGUCUGAAAUGGAUGUUGGGGGUUGGGUUGGGUUGGGGUUGAAUUCAGCAGGGAUGACGAAUCACAAGGGUAGAAUUUUUAAAAUUGUUGAAAGAUUAUGCUUACAGUAUGACAAUUUGAAAAGUGAACUAUCUCAAUGAUUAAAGAUCUGCAUUACUCUAAAAUCUGUUACCUUACUAAGGAAAUUGCCUAAUAAAACAUAAUGAAGUCCUGCACAUCAACUUCAUCAUAAUUUGAUGUUUUAAUUCUGGAAGGUCAUACUAAACCUAUAAGUUACUUUGUGGUAAAUGUGCUUGUAUAGGUGGUAGAAGUUCAGUGGUAACUUGUACAUUACCGGUGUAUUACCACAAGACGUUUUUAACCCCCAUGUAAGUGGAGGGAAAGAGAUCUUAGAAUGAUUUGUUUUAUGACCCAUAGAAAAACUGUUGAUGGACAGAAAUCUCAAUUACAGUAUAUACCUAAACAAAGAUGACCACCAAUUAAAAAAACAUGUUUACCCAUUCAUCCCUGAAGUCACAAUUGAACCUCACCAAAUCAAAGAGUGGGCAAGUCCAUUUUGAAAAUUUAGGGGUGGAUGAGUUAAUAGAUGGAAAUUUUACGACAAAGCUAUUCUGUAACAUAAAUAAUGUGCCACUGUAUACGUUAUUCAGUGAUUUGUUGGAUUAUCGCAGUGUUGUCCGUCAGUGUCUGUUAAAUAAGUCUGAAUGACCAUUAUUAAAGAUUGUUAUAGAGGUUUCCUACUGUUUAACCUUUUUGCUGUAAAGAAGAUACAUUUUUGAGUACAGUAGCAUAUGUUUCCUAAUAAAACUUGAUGGCCAGUAACACCUUGACGAGGGGAGACAAUUAGGACAACUGUAUUAGAAUCCUCAGGAUUCACUGCAAAUUCCCCACCAUUUACCAGAAAUAUUGAUCAGAGCUAAUGAAUACUGAAAAUCAUUUAAGCCACAGGACUAUAUGGCAAAUUAUGUAUUUUUGCAUAAUAAAAGUAUAACUAGAUAUAUAUUUCGCAAGACCAAAUGUUCUCUCAAGCAGGGAUCCAAACUAAAGAUCUGAUUGAUGGGGAGAGUCAUACAUUCUUUCCUUUUGGGAAUCAUUACACAGCAAAGUCUGGUUAAAUAUCAAAUAUUGGGUUGCGAGAGUUAGUAGUUUAUGUAGAAAGUGAUUAAAAAUGUUAUUAAAAUUAUUUUAAUUUUUAAUGUCACUAAUUUUAUAAUGAAACUCAAUCACCCAUCAGUUAUAGCAAAAAUCUGUAUUACGAGUUCCAAUAUGUGGUAGAUUCUGGAUUAAUGCUAGUAUUACGAUUAUACAAAAGGUUUUGGCAAGCUCCGACACCAUUGUGUUAAGUAAUGGAAAGUAAAAAAUUUCCCUUAAAUCCGUCUAUUCCCGGGUAAUGUAUUACCAAGUAACAGGCUACAAUUAUAAGGGCAUUGAUCAUUGUAGACAUGCGCUUUUUUGCAUUUGGCAGAAUGGAGAAAUAUAUUUAUUCUUCUUUAGUUUAUGUUUUCCUUUGUUAUUUCUACCUCUGUUUUUGGAUUUUAGGUUUUAACAAUCAUUAAAAAUUCUUUCAUUGCCAUAUUGUCUCCACGAUGUAGUUUCUGUAAAUGUUGGGCGCGUCAACCAAUCAUUUUGGUUCAAUAACAAGACUGAGGGAAACAACGUUGUAUGUAGUAUUGUGAUGAUUAUAGCUACGAUAACAAUAUCCGAUUGUGUGUGGAUGUAAGGAGAACAUUCGGUUACUUUAUCAAAUUGUAUCCUUGUGGAUAGAACCUGAAUACAAAUUAUGACCAGUAGUCUCUUUUCUGGCGUAUAUUCCACUAAUGAUAUAUUGUGUACCGGGAAUUUAUUCGCCCAGUUAAACUUUCACCCUCAACUUAUAAAAUCCAUAUUUGCCCUCCACAUUGAUAUAGUGAAAAUGUUCCAGUAUACAGCAUUACAGAAUUAUACAACAAUGGGGAGUCUCAGCAAAUUUAAUCCAGUUUACAUGUUUCAGACCUCCAGGUGGUUCUGAUGAAGGCCCACUUAGAGGGCCGAAACUUGUAAACUGGAUUAAAUUUGUAGAUUCCCCAUUUAAUUCGAACUAAAUAGAUUCAGGGGUUCACUAGAUAUCUUGUACAAAAGAUUUACUAUGGAUGGAGGGACAUGUCGACAAAGAGAUGACUAUAUAAUUACCAGUCAUUUUUAAACAAAUUUUGUUUCUGGAUAAGGUAUCUGAAAGAAAUAAAAGGUUUCCACCUAUC